GUAUGUCGAAACUCACACAGUUAUCACAUUGGUGUCUGACUACACCACACCUAUGAUAUGGCAGAUGGAAAAAAAAAAAAAAAAGAGACAGCGAUACUUCAAUAGACCCUGGCACUGGAAGGAGAUCCAAUGAAACUGCCAUUGCACUAUUGCAGAGUUUGGGUCUGUUGUCAGUCCUUCUUCCCUUCCCUGGAAUGGACAGAAGGAACUGGCUGACAGAUAUGGAGCAGAACUGCAUAAGUACACAGAUAGGGGCCAUUUUCAGAACACUGAAUUCCACAGGGACACUGGCAUUAUCCAGGGAAUGCUUUAG
Messenger RNA from Phaethon lepturus (White-tailed tropicbird), 313 nucleotides. It is a transcript of the gene RBBP9, whose product is annotated as retinoblastoma binding protein 9. NCBI's taxonomy places the organism in Eukaryota, Metazoa, Chordata, Aves, Phaethontiformes, Phaethontidae. The record is from RefSeq and is a predicted model, not a curated record.